Lodderomyces parapsilosis is the source of this 2136-nucleotide messenger RNA. RefSeq lists its product as uncharacterized. Gene Ontology annotation, cellular component: peroxisome. Gene Ontology annotation, molecular function: acyl-CoA oxidase activity; fatty acid binding; FAD binding. The transcript has a single exon. NCBI's taxonomy places the organism in Eukaryota, Fungi, Ascomycota, Pichiomycetes, Serinales, Debaryomycetaceae. The record is from RefSeq and is a predicted model, not a curated record. Bases 1 to 2136 code for a protein of 711 amino acids. Gene Ontology annotation, biological process: fatty acid beta-oxidation using acyl-CoA oxidase; lipid homeostasis.
AUGUCUUCCACAUUCACAGGUAAAAAUGUCAGUCUGGCUAAAGGUCCAGACCCAAAGACAUCUCUUGAAACUGAAAGAGCUGCUCAAAAAUUCAACCCACAAGCUAUGCAAUACUUUUUGGAAGGUUCCAAAGAAAAAGCUGAAUUGAUUAACGAAUUGAUUCAACAGAUGGAAAGAGAUCCAGUCUUGUUUACUGAUGGUUCCGUUUACGAUAUGAGCAAAGAACAAUUGAGAGAAGCCACCGCUGCCAAGAUCAACAGAGUUUCAAGAUACUUGGAAACCGACCCAAUCCAUAUUUUUAGCACAAGAUUGUCAUUGAUUGGUGUUUUUGACCCAGCUGUCUUUACUAGAAUUGGUGUUAACUUGGGUUUGUUCCUUUCUUGUGUAAGAGGUAAUGGUACUUCCUCACAAAUGUUGUACUGGUCUUUGAGUAAAAACACUGCUUAUGUUAGAGGAAUCUAUGGUUGUUUUGGUAUGACUGAAUUGGCUCAUGGUUCUUUUGUCCAAGGUAUUGAAACCACUGCCACUUUUGACAAGGAUAAUGACGAAUUCAUCAUCAACACUCCACAUGUUGGUGCUACUAAAUGGUGGAUUGGUGGUGCUGCUCACUCAGCCACUCACUGUUCUGUUUAUGCUAGAUUGAAGAUUGAUGGCAAAGAUUAUGGUGUCAAGACCUUUGUUGUUCCAUUGAGAGACGCUAACCAUGACUUGAUGCCAGGUGUUUCCGUUGGUGAUAUUGGAGCCAAGAUGGGAAGAGAUGGUAUUGAUAACGGUUGGAUUCAGUUCUCAUCCGUCAGAAUCCCAAGAUUUUUCAUGUUGCAAAAAUACUGUAAAGUUUCUAGAGAUGGUGAAGUUACCAUGCCUCCAAUGGAACAAUUGUCUUACUCAGCCUUGUUAGGAGGUAGAGUUACCAUGGUUUUGGAUUCAUACAGAAUGUUGGCCAGAGUUGCUACCAUUGCAUUGAGAUAUGCCAUUGGAAGAAGACAAUUUAGAGGUGACAACGUUGAUCCAAAUGAUCCAAAUGCUUUGGAAACACAAUUGUUGGACUAUCCAUUGCAUCAAAAGAGAUUGAUUCCAUACUUGGCUGCCGCUUAUGUCAUAUCAGCCGGUGCAUUGAAGAUUGAAAAGACUAUUGAAGAUACCAUGGAAGAAUUGGAUGAAGCUGUUGAUGAAGAGGAUAAGGAACGUAUUGACAAUGCCAUUACUCUCAUGAAGGCAUUGUAUGUCGAUUCUGGUUCGUUGAAACCAACUUGUACUUGGUUGGCUGCUCAAGCCAUUGACGAAUGUAGACAAGCAUGUGGUGGUCAUGGUUACUCAGCAUACAAUGGUUUCGGAAAAGCUUACAAUGAUUGGGUUGUUCAAUGUACUUGGGAAGGUGAUAACAACGUCUUGUGUAUGAAUGUUGCUAAGCCAGUUAUCAGAAACGUCAUUGCAAUUGAAGACGAAGGUAAGGUGAUCAAGGGAGGUUCAGAGUUUUUGAACAAUUUGAAAGAUUACACUGGCUCAGGAGCCAACAAGGUUAUCUUGGAAAACACAAACGACCUUUCCGACAUCAACAAGGUUAUCAAAGCAUUGGAAGUUGCCAUCAUCAGAUUUGCCUCUGCCACUGCCAAGACCGUCAGAACGCAAAAAUUCGACUAUGUUGGUGCUGAUUUGGUCACUUUGUCCAAAUUGAACUCACACCUCUUUUUGUUGAAGGCAUUUGUUGACAGAGUAAACACCCAUGAUGACGACAGUUUGAAACCAUACUUGUGGGACUUGGGUAAAGUAUACGCUGCCACCAUUGUUUUGGAUAGAUUUGCCAAUAUCUUUUUAGCCUUCAAUGUUGCUUCAUCCGAAGCCAUGAUUGACUUGUCAAGAGAUGUUAUUCCAAAAUUAUGUAAACAAGUUAGACCAAAUGUUGUCGGAUUGACUGAUUCAUUCCAAAUGCCAGAUAUGUUUAUUAAUGCUGCUAUUGGAAGAUAUGAUGGUGAUAUUUACGAAAACUACUAUGAUUUGGUCAAGAAAUUGAAUCCACCACGUAAUGACAAGGCUCCAUACUCUGCUGCUUUGCAAGCCAUGUUGAACCGUCCAUCACUUGACGUAAGAGAAAGAUUUGAAAAGACUGAUGAAACUGCUGAAAUAUUGUCCAAGUAA